This is a messenger RNA of Anopheles maculipalpis, 770 nucleotides long. RefSeq lists its product as uncharacterized. Bases 60 to 770 code for a protein of 236 amino acids. The record is from RefSeq and is a predicted model, not a curated record. The transcript has 4 exons. NCBI's taxonomy places the organism in Eukaryota, Metazoa, Arthropoda, Insecta, Diptera, Culicidae.
GGGCGGCGAAAGUUUUACGCUACCUUCAGUCGAAGGACAGCCAGCUAGCAGGUGACAGGAUGAUUCUAGAGGACACGGUCAAGUUUCGCAAGUGUGCCAAAACGCCAGAAGAUGUAGCGAAAUGGCGUUUGACGUACAAUUUUAUAAUUGAAACGAAAUACUUUCUCGAGCGGUACGAUAGCAUCGUCGAAACGUGGGAUCUCUGUGAUAAGCAGUUUCUCUUGUAUCUGUUCAACAUUGAAGAGCUUUUGACGAGCUUGCUGUACAAGUAUACGACCGUUUCAACAGAUUACAUCAAACAUCCAAGAUUGCCAAAGGUGGAAAUAAAAUGCUGUGAUCACCUGUUUGAAUGCUCCAAGGAUCUCCACAAGCAUUACUACACCGUUCAUCAUACACCGGGGCGCGUGAACGAUGUUCGGUUUUGUGAAAUGAAGGCUGGUCUGGUGAAGCUGGUGUUUUAUAAGAAUAGUUUGAAGUAUUAUCUGGAGUUUGGAACUUGGUGCGAUCAUGUGCUGUGCUUGUAUUUGAAGAAAAUCUACCGGAAAUUGAAUGUCACACUCGAUCCAUUUAGAGAUUCACCGCUUGCACCAUUACCUGUACCGGUGAAGUCUCAGGCAAAGAAGCCGGCACCGAAACCAGAACAAGAAACGGAACCGGAAUCGGAACCGGAAUCAGAACUGGACUCUGAGCCGAAAUCGGACUUGGAGCUGGAACCCCAGCCAGAACUGCAGCCGGAACCACAACCAGACCUGGUGGAAAGUACAGCUUAA